This is a messenger RNA of Pungitius pungitius (ninespine stickleback), 2462 nucleotides long. It is a transcript of the gene sars2, whose product is annotated as seryl-tRNA synthetase 2, mitochondrial. The record is from RefSeq and is a predicted model, not a curated record. Lineage: Eukaryota; Metazoa; Chordata; Actinopteri; Perciformes; Gasterosteidae. Gene Ontology annotation, cellular component: mitochondrion. The coding region runs from base 278 to 1843 and encodes 521 amino acids. Gene Ontology annotation, molecular function: serine-tRNA ligase activity; ATP binding; tRNA binding. The transcript has 16 exons. Gene Ontology annotation, biological process: mitochondrial seryl-tRNA aminoacylation.
AUUUCCGAAAAACUCAUUUCCGCAUUCAUGCUGCAUUCAAUGCAGAUACGACCGUUCAACAGCGGGUACAUGUGCACACAGGCUCGGCGAGCAACUUAAACAGAUACAGUUGAAAACAGGUUAAGGAAUAUAUAAAAUAUCGUAAUUUAUUCUUUAAUCUUAUUCAUAAAGUUGUAUUCAAACAGUAAAACGCGAAAGGCUGACUGAGAGUCAACAAUACAGUACAGCGGUGAUAAUUCCCAGCACCCGUGAACGCGACAUUGACCACAAGACAAACAUGGCGACCUGCAUCGGCACGGUCGUGCGACUCGGAGGCGCGGCACUGACUGCCGUCUUCCAGCCGGUGGCCAGGCCAUGUUGCCUGCGGAGAGCACGUGUGUACGUCCCGCGCCGCUUUUCGCACGGGGCCCGGAGCAGCUUGUACGAGCACGUCCGCGAAGGUUACAGCGACAAGCCCGAGCUGGACAUGAGGGCAGUGUGCGAGGAGACCGACAAAGUCAUCGCAAACGUGGAGAACAGGAAGGGAGACCUGCGGGGCGACGACGUCAGGGCGAUUGUGUGUGUGUGGCAGGAGCUGCAGGCGGUGAGGAUGGAGAUCUCGGGGCUGGAGGCGCAGAAGAGACACGUCAGUGACACCGUCAAAGAAUUUAUGACCAAGAGUGACAAGAAAGCCCUCAGCAAUCUACCAGAGUACACUCAGGCUCUGCAGAAAGGACGCGAGAUCCGCAGCAGACUGAAUCAGCUCUACCCCAGAGAGACGCAGCUGGACCAGGAACACUACGGACGAGCGCUCAGGCUGCCCAACACCACGCACCCCGACGUGCCGGUGGGAGCCGAGAGCCAAGCGAAGGUGUUGGAGCUGGUUGGACAGAAACCAGAGUUUGACUUCACGCCCAGAGGCCAUUUCGAGUUGGGGGAGGAGUUGGGUCUCUUCCGCCAGAGACAUCUCGCUCACGUCUCGGGCCACAGGUCUUACUAUCUAAGGGGAGCUGGCGCCCGACUGCAGACCGCACUCCAGAACUUUGCCCUGGACACACUGCAGCGACGGGGCUUCAUUCCCAUGGUUGUACCGGACAUGCUGAAGGGGGCCGUGUUUGAGGGUUGUGGGAUGCAGCCCAACGCCCAUCGCUCUCAGGUCUAUUCUCUGGACCCGACCCGCUUCCCAGACCUCAACCUGGCUGGCACCGGGGAGGUCGGAGUGGCAGGUUAUUUCAUGGAUCACGCAGUGAACUGGAAGGACCUGCCCGUCAGGACGGCAUGCAGCAGCACCUGCUACAGAGCGGAGACGGACACGGGCAGAGAGACGUGGGGGCUCUAUCGAGUGCAUCACUUCAACAAGGUGGAGAUGUUUGGAGUGACCGCAGAUGAGACCGGAGAGGAAAGCGCUCGGCUGCUGGAGGAGUUCACCUCUCUGCAGAAGGAGAUGUUCUCUGCACUGGAGCUACACUACAGGGUGCUGGACAUGCCGACACAGGAACUGGGUCCUCCAGCACACAGGAAGUAUGACAUCGAAGCCUGGAUGCCUGGGAGGGACAGCUAUGGAGAGAUCUCCAGCGGGUCCAACUGUACCGACUACCAAAGCAGACGCCUCAACAUCCUGUACGAGCGAGAGGACGGCAGCCUGAACUACGCCCACACGGUGAACGCCACGGCGUGCGCCAUCCCCAGAACCAUCAUCGCCAUCCUGGAGACUCACCAGACCAAAGACGGAACCGUGCGUGUCCCCCGAGCCCUGCAGCCCUAUUUGGGGCUAGAGGUCAUCGAGACACCAAAGUACGCUCCGCUGAAAUACAUCGGACCCAACCAGCACAAGCGACCCCCCCGGCCUGCUGCCAAAACCUGAUGAGACGACGUCUGGAAGGAGAUACUUCCUACGGAAAAACUGCUCCGUGGAUUUCUGGAAAGAGAGUAGUUGAAAUGUAUUUAUUUCCCGAGCUGAGUGCCGUCUGCUUUGAUUAUAGGGAAGGAGCUGGAUGGAUAAAUAGAGGAAUCUGCUGUUCCCUCCUUUGAGACGCUUUGAGACUGUUUCAUAACGCAAUUUACCGUCACUGUAAAUAUGUUUUGUCUUACUUUGUUAAAUGACAAGAAAUUGCAAAUGUACGCUCAAAACGUGACGACGAAGACCAUGAUGAAGAAUAACCAAUAAAAAGUGUCACAUUCUAAAUGAAUUUGCAAGCAUACUGAAGGACUUUGUGACCUUGAGGGGAGGGGGUAUGUUUAAUAUCACCAGCAAAGUAAAAAUAACUGUUGUGAGGUAAUGAGAAUCCAGGGAUGUGAUGGAUGGUUAUAAUAAUAUUCCGCUAUCAUAUUCUCUCUGGGCAUGUUUAGUGGGUUUGAAUAGACAAUUACAGAUCAUUAAUGUAUCUAAAGCCGCUUUAGUGUCCCUGAAGUGUCUUUUGUUAUAUUGCGGUGGUUUGGCUUUGGAAUUAUGGGAAUUAUUGUUAUUAUUAUCAUUAAUAAUA